CGCUGCCACACGACCAGGCCGACCAAUAUGACCUCAGCUGGGACCAGCAGCUCAACCUCGCCUAUGUGGGUGCUGUGCCUCAUGGCGGCAUUGAGCAGGUCCGGACACACUGGCUUCUGGAUCUCGUCACAGCCAGGGGGAUUGCCGGACAGGGGCUGAGCUAUAACUUCACCCACCUGGAUGCCUACCUGGACCUCCUCAAGGAGAACCAGCUCCUUCCUGGGUUCGAGCUGAUGGGCAGCCCAUCUGGACAUUUCACUGACUUUGAGGACAAGCAGCAGGUGUUUGAGUGGAAGGACCUGGUCUCCAUCCUGGCCGGGAGAUACAUUGGCAGGUAUGGGCUGGCGCAGGUCUCCAGGUGGAACUUCGAGACGUGGAAUGAGCCAGACCAUCAUGACUUCGACAACGUGUCCAUGACAGAGCAAGGCUUCCUCAACUAUUAUGACGCCUGCUCUGAGGGGCUGCGUGUUGCCAGCCCUGAGCUGCGACUGGGUGGCCCCGGUGACUCCUUCCAUGAGCCUCCGAAGUCCCCGCUCAGCUGGGGCCUCCUACGGCACUGUGCUCAUGGUACCAACUUCUUCACUGGCGAGCGGGGAGUGCGGCUGGAUUUCAUCUCCCUGCAUAGGAAGGGUUUGGGCAGCUCCAUAGCCAUCCUAGAACAGGAGGCAGUGGUCCUAGGCCAGAUCCAGCAGCUGUUUCCCGAGUUCAAGGACACCCCCAUUUACAACGAUGAGGCAGACCCGCUGGUGGGCUGGUCGCUGCCGCAGCCCUGGAGGGCAGAUGUGACCUAUGCAGCCUUGGUGGUGAAGGUCAUUGCACAGCACCAGAACUUGCUGGUCGCCAACGCCAGCACCGCACACUACAAGCUCCUGAGCAACGAUAAUGCCUUUCUGAGCUACCACCCACACCCGUUCUCCCAGCGCACGCUGACCGCACGCUUCCAGGUCAACAACACCCGGCCGCCGCAUGUGCAGCUGCUCCGUAAGCCGGUGCUCACGGCCAUGGGGCUGCUGGCGCUGCUGGACGGAGAACAGCUCUGGGCCGAGGUGUCGAGGGCCGGCGCGGUGCUGGACAGCAACCACACGCACCUGCCCCUUGCGCCUGCUUCUUGCCCCCAGGUGACCCGGCUCCGUGUGCUGCCCUUGACCCGAGGGCAACUGGCUCUGGUCUGGUCCGAUGAACGAGUGGGCACCAAGUGCCUGUGGACAUAUGAAAUCCAUUUCUCCCUGGACGGCAAGGCGUACAACCUGGUCAGCAGGAAGCCCUCAACGUUCAACCUCUUCGUAUUCAGCCCAGACUCAGCUGCUGUCUCUGGCUCCUACCGUGUGCGAGCACUGGACUACUGGGCCCGGCCAGGCCCCUUCUCUGACCCCAUGCCAUACUUGGAGGUCCCUGCCUCCUGAGGGCCACCAUGGGCCUGGCUACUGCUGGCUGGUCAGUUAGUUGUUGGCUCCUUCUGUCCCUACCUACUCUGUGCCUCUAAAGUACCUUCCUUCCUUUCUUUUUAAAUUCAUUAAGUUUAUUGGUACAUUCUAGAUAUAUACUAUGA
Messenger RNA from Fukomys damarensis (Damara mole-rat), 1549 nucleotides. RefSeq names its product alpha-L-iduronidase (gene Idua). NCBI's taxonomy places the organism in Eukaryota, Metazoa, Chordata, Mammalia, Rodentia, Bathyergidae. The coding region runs from base 234 to 1403 and encodes 389 amino acids. Gene Ontology annotation, biological process: carbohydrate metabolic process. Gene Ontology annotation, molecular function: L-iduronidase activity. The transcript is spliced from 11 exons. The record is from RefSeq and is a predicted model, not a curated record.